Molecule: messenger RNA, 909 nt
Organism: Orbicella faveolata
Lineage: Eukaryota; Metazoa; Cnidaria; Anthozoa; Scleractinia; Merulinidae
Source: RefSeq, a predicted model, not a curated record
AUGGCAAAUGGAAGAUCAAUCAUUGAACUUCACGGGUUUGGUGACACUUCGCCAAAAGCUUAUGGUGCAGCCAUUUACAUCCGAUCUAUGGAUGCUGCUGGCAAGGUUUCAACCCACCUAGUUAUGUCCAAAUCAAGAGUUGCACCUACAAAAACUGUCUCGCUUCCAGGAUUAGAGUUGCUUGCAGCUGUUAUUAACUCAUGGCUACUGAAGUUCCUUGCAGCAUCUUUGUGUCUCAAACUAGACCGGGUGGUGUGCUGGACUGCCAGCAUGGUAACCCCACAGUGGAUCAGGGGAUCAAGUUCCCAGUGGAAGACAUUUGUGGCGAAUCGUGUCGCUGAAAUUCAGUCCACCUGGGAUCCUCAACACUGGAAACAUUGUCCUGAAGAGGACAAUCCGGCUGAUCUGAUUACCCGCGGAUUGUUAUUAAAGGUCUUAGCUGAAAACAGCCUAUGGUGGAAUGGGCCAAAGUGGUUGGCUUCAAACUGUUGGCCAACUGAAAGGCAGGGAAAUGCAGAGUCUUCUGAGAUUGUUGAAAGGGAGAGGAAGCCGAAACAGGUGACAAAGCAUACAUUCUUCAAAUCUGGAGAAAGCUCAGCAUCAAAGGAACUGUCAGCUGAAGAGCUGAAAAAUGCCAAGCUGAACUGUUAUCAUCAAGUUCAAAGAGAAGUGUACCGAAUCGAGUAUGCACAGCUGGAGGCAGGCCAACCAUUACCCAAAACCAGUACUAUCUUGAAGUUGAAUCGUUACUUUGACAAGGAAGAUCGGGUGUUACGAGUAGGAGCAAGGCUGCAAUAUUCCAAUCUUCCAGAGGCGACUAAACAUCCAAUCAUCCUGCCACAUGGCCAUCCAGUUGUCGAGAAAAUUAUCCAGAGUGUUCACAAUGAAUUACUUCAUGCCGUGCCGUGA